AUGGAAUUUAAUUCGGGUGUCAGUAUGUUUUUACCUGAUUCAAUUGGUCUUAAUGAAAAUGAUUUUGAUGAAGAAGAUCAUGAAGAUAUUGUUCAUGAACAAACAAAUCAAAAUGAAAUCGUUGAAUUAAUUAUGGCUGCUUUUGAAGGACAUGAAGAGCCCUCGGAUGGCGAAGAAGAAGAAGAUGACGAUGAUGAUGAAUCAUUGAACACAUCCAAUUCAAGUCAUCUAAUUGUUAAUGAACAUGAACUAUUAAAUACAAAUAAUAAUAAUAAUAAUGCUAAUGAACAUUAUAUUCAACAACAACAACAUGAAUUACUUCAUCGAAAUCAUUUAUAUCAACAACCAUUAUAUUCUACUCCAGCUGUCUCCACUCCUCCACCAUUAGUUCCACCAUCAAAUUCAACAGAUGUUCGUCGAUUUGAUGAUCAUACUCAAUAUACAUAUCCACGUUAUCAACAAUUUGAUGAACAUAAUAAUACUGAACAAGAAAUACAAUUUAAUACAAAAAAUUCUGUUCUAGUUCAUUAUCAAAAUCCAAAUCGUCAAAUAAAUAAUAAUAAUAAUAAUAAACUAUCAACAAGUGUUCAAUAUUUUGAUUCAUUACCAACAAUAGAUUUAAUUGAUCCAAUGCAAACACAAUUUAUGUAUCAAACAUCAUCAACAAAUUCAUCUGAUAUACAAAAUCAAUUAAAUAAAUUUCGUAUUUUAUGUAAUGUUAAAGAACGAAAAAUAACUGAACUUGAAAAUCGUUUUACUGAAUAUCAUGAAAAAUAUAAUAGUGAUUUACGUGUACUUAAACAUAAAAUUGAAUUAAGUGAAAGAGCUAAAUAUGAUUGUGAACAACGUUAUCAAUCAAUAACUAGACAAUGUGAAGAAUUAAUUGAAACAAAUAAUCAAUUACAACGAACAAUUAAAGAUGCAGAAUUAAAAAUUCAACAAUUAGAAGGAAAUAAAACACAACUUGAAAAGAAAUUAGAUGAUGCUGAAUCAUUAAUUGAUUCACUUCAUCGAAAAGUUAAUGAAUUACAAAGAUUUGAAUCUAUUGCACGUACACAACAAGAUUGUGAACUUAUUUUAGCAAGUACACGUGAAAAACAUGAACAAGAAAUAAUUAAUCUUAAUGAAAAAUUACAAAUUACUCAAAUGAAUUUACAAGAAAAGACAAUUGAAGUUGAUGAACUUCGUAUUCAAUUAGAAUCUGCUUGUAAAAACAAUGAAAAAGCUAUCUUCGAAAGAAUGGAAACAAUUAGUCAUUUAAAUCAACAAUUACAUGAUUGUCAAAGACAAUAUACUGAUUUAUUAACAAGUAAAUCAAUGGAUACAUUUAAUCAAACAGAAACAAAAAGACAAUUAAAUCGUAUGACAGAAGAUAAAGAAAAACUUGAAAAUACAUGUCAAGAAUUACAGGUAAUUUUUAAAAAUUUCUUUACAUGAGAAAAUAAAGGAGAUGCCAAGUUUUUUUUUUUUACUCGCAAGAGAAUCUUCUAAGGAUUUUAAAAAUCUUACGAUUGGAUAUUAUUCAGAUGUCUAACAGACUGUAAAAGUCCUGCGAAGAUAUGAAUACAAGUUGAUAUCAAAUUUUUCCUAUAGGAUUAAAAUCGAACUUCUACCAAAAGUUCAUUGCCAUGUGUCUUUCGAAUCGGUUUUUGAAGAUCACAACUCCGCGAUAUUUUCUGAAAUGCAUGUUUGAUAGAAAAUCUAAGUAAUCCCUAAGUUUGUGCAAAGAUUUUUAACUUCUCUCACUUAUGAAAAAUUACACUCGUCAAUGAGAAACUAACGUCGGAUUUUCGCUAUUAGAAAGAGCAAGUGAGGGAACAUCUAUCUAUAUCAAAUUUAUAAGGUUCAAAUAAACUAUUGAGUGAUUUAAAAAUUUUAUCAGGAAUUAAAGUCGCUUUGGGCUAGAAUUUCGUAUAAUUUAAGCGUAGAUUAUUGUGAAAACUCAUAAAAAUGGACAAUGAAAAAGAUGUUCCCUCACUUGCUCUUUCUAAUGGCGAAAAUCCGAGUUCGAUAGCUAUAAGCGUUCUACUUAUCAUUACAAAGAAAGUACAUACUUGAUAUUUUCAUUGUAUCUAAUAUAUGUAAUGUGAAUUUGUUAUACAUCUUGAUAAAGGCUUUUAGUGAUAACUACAGAUGACAAAGUUAGUGUUUGAACAGAAUCAUCUUUGAUAAGAUAACAUAAGUUGAAGUAAUGAGAAAAAAAAAAUCAUCCAUUAAACUUUAUAUAAGACAUACAUAAUUAUCUGCAGAAAGGCUCAUUGAUAAAAGACAAUGAAUCAAUUCGUGAUAUAGUUUAGGCAAAAAAAUGAAGGAUUAAAUAAGAAAAAAAAAACAAAUUUCAAAUAAUGAUUCCAUUCGUCAUGUCUGGGUUUUUUUUCGGUAUUCUACAAAAAAAAACCGAGGCAAAUGACGCAAGUAUUUGUGAUAACAAAACGAACGAAAGAAAAAAAUAAAGUAAAAGGGGGUGGACAUAGCAAAAAGGGAAUGAUAACAUCGAUCUAGCAUGAUGAUAACUACAUGGGUAGGUUAUAUCGAAUUAGUCAGAAUGAUUAAAACAUCGUAUAUUUUGCUCAUAUUUCUAUAUAAUAAAAUCGUAAAAGUUUCAAUUUUUUUUCUUAAACAAUACAUCGUUGAAUUCUCUAGAAAAAUCCUAUUGAAUUUUUUUUACCUGAAGAAUCUUUUGUAUACGACAGCAUUGAUCGCCUUAUUCUCUCAUAGGUGAGGAGCAGAGUCCAUUUCACUUUCCCAUCACACAUAAAAAAACUGCUAGCACAAUGUAGGUGAAGUUAGCCUCAUAUUCGAGUAAAACUAGUCGAGAUUCGUCUAGGAAGUUGUUUCAAUUGUUCCAAAGUACAACUCGACGUGUUCUGUCGAAUGAUAUGCUCAGAUUCUCUUUAACUGAAAUUAUAAUUUUUAGACCGAUAG
Messenger RNA from Rotaria sordida, 2925 nucleotides. The record is from the annotation of a GenBank genome assembly. NCBI's taxonomy places the organism in Eukaryota, Metazoa, Rotifera, Eurotatoria, Philodinida, Philodinidae.